AUGCGUCCCAUCGCACUCCUGGCAUUAGCCACAACCGCCCUCUCAGCUGUGCUCCCAUGGCAAUCCACCGCAGACAUAGACGAAACGCAGCUCCCCCUCGUGAUCUGGCACGGUCUAGGCGAUGACUUCGAACGCGAAGGCCUGAAGGAAGUAGCCUCACUAGCCGAGUCAGUCAACCCAGGCACAUACGUGCACCUAAUCCGACUGGCAGACGACAGCAGCGGCGACCGCUCAGCAACCUUCAUCGGCAACGUGACCGAGCAAAUCUCCCUAGUCUGCGACCAGCUAGCCGCGGACCCAAUCCUGCGCACCGCACCAGCCAUCAACGCCCUCGGCUUCUCACAAGGCGGGCAAUUCCUCCGCGGCUACAUCGAGCGCUGCAAUUCCCCGCCUGUCCACAACCUCGUCACAUUCGGCAGCCAGCACAACGGCAUCUCGGAGUUCGAGUCCUGCGCGUCCACCGACUGGGUCUGUCGCGGGGCCGAGGCUCUGUUGCGAUCGGGACGGUGGACUAGCUUUGCGCAGUCGCGCGUCGUGCCGGCGCAGUACUUCCGCGACCCGACGGAGCUGGACCUAUACCUCGAGAAAAGUAAUUUCCUGGCGGAUAUCAACAACGAGCGCGCGGUCAAGAAUGAGACUUAUAAGAAGAAUCUGGCGUCGUUGAAUCGGUUUGUGAUGUACAUGUUUGAGGAUGAUACUGUUGCUGUGCCGAAGGAGAGUGCGUUUUUCUCUGAGGUGGAUCCCACGACUGGUGAGGUGACGCCGUUGCAUGAGCGGCCGAUCUACAAGGAGGAUUGGCUGGGGUUGAAGCAGCUCGGUGAGAAGGGGAAGUUGGAGUUUAUUACCAUCCCUGGACAACACAUGCAGAUUUCGGCCAAGAUUCUGCAGGAAGCUUUCACCAAAUACUUUGGUCCGCUGGAGGAGUCAGCUCUUUCGUUGCAGGGUCUCGUUGUGCAACGUGGGCUAUGA
Messenger RNA from Penicillium bovifimosum, 969 nucleotides. Its product is annotated as palmitoyl-protein thioesterase family protein. Gene Ontology annotation, cellular component: lysosome. Gene Ontology annotation, molecular function: thiolester hydrolase activity; palmitoyl hydrolase activity. The record is from RefSeq and is a predicted model, not a curated record. The transcript has a single exon. NCBI's taxonomy places the organism in Eukaryota, Fungi, Ascomycota, Eurotiomycetes, Eurotiales, Aspergillaceae. Bases 1 to 969 code for a protein of 322 amino acids.